Molecule: messenger RNA, 6122 nt
Organism: Girardinichthys multiradiatus
Lineage: Eukaryota; Metazoa; Chordata; Actinopteri; Cyprinodontiformes; Goodeidae
Product: polypeptide N-acetylgalactosaminyltransferase 10-like
Exons: 14
Coding region: 3810-5504 (564 amino acids)
Cellular component (GO): Golgi apparatus
Source: RefSeq, a predicted model, not a curated record
CCACCUUUUAUAAGCAGUAAACAUUGACAUCAUUCAGUGUUUCCACUCUCCACUGCCAGAGUAGAUCUUACUUGUUUUAGCCUCAGGCAUGUUUGUUGCAUUUGUUUGCACAGACAUUCAGCCAAGUGUACAUCUGUCAUCUCAAUGGAUGCCUGUUUACUGUACGUGUGGCCAUCUGAGCAGAAAAUCUAAUUUACAAAAAAUAUCACGAUCAAUAUUAGGCUGUCUAAUUGAUUUAGUAGCAGUUCGUAUCUCUCUAGUGCCCCACUGAUGAUGACCAAAGAGAAAUGUUCUAUGAUAGUUUUACAACCAAACCCCAAUCUGAGCUCAUCUGUUUCAGAUGAGAGGCAAUAAAACCUUCCUAAAGGAAACUUUUAAAAAAAAAACAUGGCUUGUGUUGUAAUCUUUGACUUUCUGACUGAGAGAGAAGUCUGAGUUUCCACAAGUGACGGUCUCUGUCUGGUCCUCUGUCCACUUUGCAGCUCAGCAGGAUUCUGCAUAAUGCUGCCUUUUUGAAAAUAAUGGGCUGUACAGUGGUGUUACUGCACUGUUUUUCUAUGGUGUGUGGAGUCCUUCUCUGCAGGGUCUUCAGAAGUCUGGAGUUAGGCAGAGAACAGAUAUCUUUGUGGGAUUUACACGUGUGUCAUAACACGCUUGUGCAGCUGUGAGCAAUGUUUGAAGGUUCUAUUCAGUAGCUAUCCAGGGAAUACUAAAAAUACAAAUGUCAUGCUCUUCUCACUGUUGCUCUAAGUCUAGUAGAGGAGGAAAAAAUUAACUCCAUCUUGAAGUUAAUUUAUGGGCAACAUUGGGAUUGGAAACAUGUGAAAACAGUCCACAGAUAUCUUAGAUUAGGUUUGGUAUCAAAGCAAAAGAUUUGAAUGGACCUAAAUAUGUCAUAAAGCUUUCAUUGUUUGCUUUAAGCUGUGAUUUCAAUGUGUUUGGACAAAGUUAGCUUGAUCUUUACAAGGAGACUAUAAAGGUCAAAUUGCUAAGGUGCUUUUUAAAGACAUCAACAUUUUGUAAUGAUGGUGGUUUGGUAUUUGACCACUCGUCUUGGCAGAAUUUAUUGAGAUCAAUUAAACUGGUUGGUUUCUUAACAUUGACACAGCUUUUAAGUAUAGUCUACAAAUUUGUAACAGAGUGGAGUUUGAAUCACUGGGAAGAGCAUUCCAGAAACGUAAUGUCAGGCAGCUAUACAAAUUCCAAAACCAGUUUUGAUAUGUUUUUAUAUUCAGUGUCCUGUUGGAAUGCCCAACUUUGUCCAGGUUUCAAACAUCUGUUGUUUUGAGGGGAAGUCCAAGAAUCAAUCAGUCCUGCUUUAUUAUUUCAGCCACUGCUAAAGAAAUGGGCCCUUGACAUGACACUGCCACCACUUUGUUUGACAGUGCUUUCACAACAGACCUUUGGAACAUUUUUUACUGCACCAGAGUCUGGUUUCUGGAGCAGAUUACUCCAGUGUACCCAUCCCGGACUCUGAAACAGACUAGAGACCAGUACCCUGGCACGGUUACAACAGUCACUUGCAGUGUGAAUGCAUACCAUUCCCAGCAUACCAUACAAUAAGACUAAACAGCAGCACAUUUGAUUUCAUUUCAACAUCAAAGGAGCAACAAAAACCCAGAUGAGACAGACUUUCUCCUUUGUGCUUUUUAAACUCUCCGUCAGCUUAAUACUGGAACUGCAUGACAUCUCUGUGUGAAAGCAAAGCGCACCAACUGAAGGUGUGAAUUGUCUCUCUAUUACCGAUCCCUGGACCGGACCAGCAGUGUGAAUGCGCUCUGACAGUCUAACUUUAAGUCAUCCAACAUAUUUCUUGUUAUUGUGGUCAAACAGGUUAGAGAAACUACCAGCUGCAGUAAAUCAUGAACACUAACCAGAAGAUAAUUGGCCUUUCUCAUAACAAGUUAAUAGAUUUCAGAACUUUCAGCACACAUUUUUAAAAACAAAUAUUGUAUUUACAGCUAAAUUAGGUAAUUGUGUUUGACACUUUUUAUAUUUUUAACCACAUUUUUUUGCCUGUAUACAUUUUUUUAAUUUGUAAUUUUCAUCUUAUACAUCUAAUAUACUUUCAGCUGAUUGUUACAUUAUGAACUGAAUAUCACAUUGUUUUGAGUAAAUGUGAUCUAAACUAAGGGGACUAAAUUCAAUGUUGAAUUCACAACUACUGCUCACAACCUAAUAGGACACAGAUUCAUUCCUUGAACUGAGACAGAAAUUAGUAUUUUUGUGCACACAAGUUGUAUUCCUGGACACAGUAAAAGGAUGCUCUCAGCUUCCAGCACAAAUUGACUUGUCUGUGAAGUGGUUGAAAGGGAAUAAGAGGAGCAGAAGGUGAGAUAAAAACAGGAAAAGCAGGUAAUUGUCUCUCUGGGGUUCUACGAUCUAACAAAAAACAGAAAAGAGGGAGGGAAAAAAGAUUCUCCUCUAAGUCCAACAUUCUGAAGGCUUUCAUUUUUAGCAGGAAAAGAGGAAACAGACAAGGGAGGCGCUGACCCAAAGUGGUCUGACUCUUUGGUCCUCAGAGAACAAACGAUCAGAUCUGUUCUUAUCAAAUCCACAUAUUUGCUCCCCCUUUCCCCCUGCCAAACAAGGCCUGUUAAAAUGUAGCCAUCUCUCUUUCUCUUUCUUCAACUAUUAUCUUUUUUAAGUGAUUGAGAGGAACUGAGGAGUCGAAAAGAAAGUAUUGUACAAGACGGUAAAGGUUACCAAAUCCAUCCAUCCAUCCUAAGUGACCCUGUCCUGCUCCAGAUCCUAAGGCACUGUUUCUCAACAGUGGUCCUCAGUGGCCACUGUCUUUCAUGUUUUACAUUUAUCUCUGCUCUUGUACACCUGAUUCAAAUGAUUGCUUUACCUCAUGCAUGCCACCAAGUGCUGCAGAACCCUUUUAAUUAUCUCUGUGCAGCAGGAUGGAAAGACCUAAAACAUGCAAGACCCUGAGGCCUCGAAUCCCUCUCAAAACUCCUGAGACUUAACAGCAUGCAGAGGCUCAGGAACAGUAGCUGUGGACGAAGGCUGACCUCCAGCAAAAACUAGAGCUGGAGCGUCUGUCGUCCUCUCAGUGCAAGCUGGAUCUGGAGGCUUGGCUGCGUGCUGAGGUUCUGGAAGAUUGGUUGCAGGAUCCUUGGGGCUCUGCGCUGCCCUCACAGCAACGAGAAGAGGGGCAAAGAGACCUUCAGUGGAGAUUGGAGCUGGAGCGCCGAGCCAUCCCUCUAAAAUAAACUCUGCUUGCAGAACUGAGUGCACCAAGUCCAAAGCUUGUGGGUUAUCCAUUAAAUAAAGCAAAAACUCAUAGCAACGUGACUUCAUGAGAUCCAUCUUAACAAACUCAGACCUGGCUUGAACCCAUACUGGAACUGGAGGCCGCACCGACGACAGGGGACCUGCAGUGGGCGCUGAGUAGCCGCCCACCAACUCCGGGGAAGACAGCCACGAGGAGGCCAUGUUGGGUGGACCCUCUGUGGAUGAGUAGGAGGCACCCAACCCAAACCCUCCCGGUGGCGACUGACCCCCGGCGACAACGUCGUCCUGGUCAGGAGGAAACUUUGCCGCGGCUGUGGAUGGCUCGGUCAGGGCUGUUGCGAGCGUGAACGGCUCAGCUGGAGCCGCCACGGACCUGGAUGGCUCGGUUGAAGCCGCUGUAGACUUGGAGAGCUCGGCCGGAACCGCUGCAGCUGGAGUGGAGCGCUUGCGGCGAGGGCGACGUCGCUUAGAGGAGGAAUGUGCUGGAGAAGAACGGUUCCGAUCCGGCCUGAAACACGAAGACGCCCAAUCGGUCUCACCGAAGCACUUCUCCAUUUCCUCCAACAACAAUGGCGAGGGAGAAAGUUCCACCUCCUCCCCAUACAAAGCCCGGGUUCAGCCAGAAGGUGGUUCAGGUGGGAGUUGACGGCGUGCGACGAGUCGACUGGCAUGACUAUGAAACAAUAAGGAGAGAUGCUGCUCGCAUAGGCAAUGGUGAACAGGGGAAGCCAUUCCCUCUGACAGAAACUGACCGGGUCGACCAGGCCUACAGGGAAAAUGGCUUCAACAUUUAUGUCAGCAACCGGAUCUCUCUGAACCGCUCCUUGCCUGACAUCCGCCAUGAAAACUGCAAGCAGACGCUGUAUGCAGAGAAACUACCAAAUACCAGCAUCAUCAUCCCAUUUCAUAACGAGGGCUGGUCCUCCCUACUGAGGACGGUUCACAGCGUGAUCAACCGCUCUCCUCCAGAGCUCAUUGCAGAAAUCAUCCUGGUUGACGACUUCAGCGACAAAGAACACCUGAAGGUGGCCCUGGAAGAUUACAUGAUGAAAAUACCCAAGGUACGCAUCCUGAGGACUAGAAAGAGGGAAGGUCUGAUCAGGACUCGGCUGCUGGGAGCCACCGCUGCUAAAGGGGAGGUCAUCACUUUCCUGGACUCUCACUGCGAGGCCAACGUCAACUGGCUGCCUCCUCUGCUGGACCGGAUUUCCCAGAACUGGAAGACCAUUGUGUGUCCCAUGAUCGAUGUCAUCGACCAUGACCACUUUGGGUAUGACACGCAGGCAGGAGACGCCAUGCGGGGGGCCUUUGAUUGGGAGAUGUACUACAAACGGAUCCCCAUCCCUACGGAGAUGAAAAAGAACGACCCUACUGAGCCUUUCGAAUCUCCAGUGAUGGCAGGUGGACUGUUUGCUGUGGACAGGAAGUGGUUCUGGGAACUGGGAGGAUAUGACACAGGGCUAGAAAUCUGGGGAGGAGAACAGUAUGAGAUCUCCUUCAAGGUGUGGAUGUGUGGAGGUCGGAUGGAGGACAUCCCUUGCUCCAGGGUGGGACAUAUCUACAGAAAAUAUGUUCCGUACAAGAUUCCUGGUGGGAUCAGCUUGGCAAAGAAUCUCAAACGCGUAGCAGAGGUGUGGAUGGACGAAUAUGCCGAAUACGUCUACCAGCAUCGGCCCGAAUACCGCCACCUGUCGGCUGGAGAUAUGACAGCACAGAAGGAACUGCGCAGCCGACUGAGCUGCAAAAACUUCAGGUGGUUCAUGAGUGAGGUGGCCUGGGAUCUGCCGAGACAUUACCCACCUAUUGAGCCCCCUGCUGCUGCGUGGGGGGAGAUAAGAAAUGUGGGAAGCGGGAUGUGUAUGGAGAUCAAACACUUUGUCUCUGGGAGCCCCAUCCGCCUAGAGAGCUGUGUGAAGAGUCGAGGGGAAGUCAGCUGGAGCCACGGACAGGUGUUGACGUUUGGUUGGAGGGAAGAUAUCCGGGUGGGCGAACCCAAUCACACGAGGAAGGUCUGCUUCGAUGCCGUCUCACACAACAGCCCCGUUACUUUAUACGACUGCCAUGGUAUGAAGGGGAAUCAGCUUUGGCGAUACAGAAAGGAUAAAAGUCUGUACCACCCAGUCAGUAACAGCUGCAUCGACAGCAGUACCAGCGAGCGUCGAGUCUUCAUGAGCACGUGUGACCCCACCUCUCUGAGCCAGCAGUGGCUAUUUGAGCGAACCAACGCCACCGUGCUGGAGCACUUCAACCGCGGCACCGAGUGAGACCACAGAGAAGCGAGACGAGACAUCUUCCAAGGAAAAGAUUAUGAAACAGUGAUCACCUUUGUUCAAAUAAGACUGGAAGUUCCAAGACAGAAUUUGCUGCUUCCCAAUCAUUUCCUGUGGUACAGCAGAGAUCUAGCGCCCCAGCUGACAGCUGAAUCGUUGUUCAGACCAAACGCCUCGAUACCUAGAAUCCAAUCAUACAGCUCAAGCUUGUGAUGUGGAAGAAGGGUGGGAGGACUGCAGUGAGAUCUGUUUGACCUGCGGGAAACCUGAGAACUUUCAGAGACUUUCAAAGAUGGCAAAUAUUUGCCGAGUGGCAUGUUCCUUUCAUUGACAGAGUGCAUCUGUCUGCACAGACUGGUGGAUUUGAGCGGUGAUUUGCUCUUUUGCAUUCCUGAGUCUUGUAUUUUUCUAUUGCUGGCAUGUUUGUCAUUCAUGGUGCUAAACAGCAUUCUAAAGUAGAAACUGAAAAAUUGAUUCAUUUCUGCAUCAAAUCAAAGUAUCCUUUUUUGUAAAGGAGCAACAUCUUGUUUAUAUCCAUCUUUAUAGUAGAAAUGUAUUCUUUUUUCUAUUAUGUAAUAAAGAAACCAUUUCACAGAAGUUGAAUUCACUACA